AUGAGCAGCACCCCAGCCAUGGCACCUCUGUCUCCAGGGCUGAGAAUGUUUUCCCCCACGCUUGCUAAGAGCUCCCUCCAUCAGGCAAAACAGGCCUCGAGUUCCUUGAAUUCUCCCACCACAUCCAUUAUGAGCUCUCCAAAACUCUGGCAGAAAGCAUCCAUCUCCAGACUUGCAGAGGAGUUUUUCUGGAUUGGUGGCAGUGUGGUCGCACAGCCAAAAUGGAGACUGGGUCAGAUAGUGGAGAGGUGUAUGUGUACCAUGCAGGCCGGCAGUCAGAUGACCAAACUGAAGGGGAAGAAGAAAGGACUAGUCCGUUUUUUUUACCUGGAUGAGCACAAGUCCUGCAUUCGGUGGCGGCCCUCUAGGAAACAUGACAAGGCCAAAAUAACUAUUGAUUCCAUCCAUGAAGUCUGUGAGGGGAAAAGGUCAGAGAUCUUCAGGCGAUAUGCAGACAACCGCUUCGACCCAAACUGCUGCUUCAGUAUUUACUAUGGGGAGCGUGUGAAGUCCCUGGACCUGGUCUCCACCAAUGCAGAGGAGGCCCGCACCUGGAUCACUGGGCUGAAAUACCUCAUGGCUGGGAUCAGUGAUGAGGACAGUUUGGCCCGGAGGCAGCGCACCCGUGAUCAAUGGUUACAGCAGACGUUCUCUGAGGCAGACAAAAAUGGAGAUGGCACACUGAGCAUUGGAGAGGUUCACCAAUUGCUCCACAAACUCAAUGUGAAUUUACCCAAGCAGAAAGUCAGGCAGAUGUUUCAAGAUGCAGACACAGAUGAAAACCAGGGUUCUCUUGGCUUUGAGGAAUUUUGUUCUUUCUACAAGAUGAUUUCCACACGCAGAGACCUAUACCUGAUAAUGAUCUCCUACAGCAAUCAAAAGGAAGUCAUGGAUCUUCAUGACCUUGCACGCUUUCUGGAAAAUGAACAGAAGAUGCGAGGUCUGGCCAGAGAACAUCUAGUUGAUAUAGUGGCUAAGUUUGAGCCUUGUCCUGACAACCUGCAGCGUAUGGUAUUGGGUAUCGACGGAUUUACCAACUUCAUGAGAAGUCCUGCAGGUGAUAUCUUCAACCCUGAGCACAAUCAGGUGAACCAGGACAUGACACAGCCCCUGAAUAACUACUUCAUUGCCACCUCACACAACACCUACCUGACAGGAGACCAGCUGCUCUCUCAGUCUAGGGUGGAAAUGUACGCCUAUGUUCUCCAGGCAGGCUGUCGCUGUGUUGAGGUGGACUGCUGGGAUGGGCCUGACGGGGAGCCCAUAAUUCAUCACGGCUACACCUUGACAUCUAAAAUUCUGUUCAAAGAUGUCAUUGAAACAAUUAACAAAUAUGCCUUCACAAAAUCACAGUACCCAGUGAUCUUGUCCAUAGAGAACCACUGCACUGUGCCUCAGCAAAAGAAGAUGGCUGAGUAUCUGAGAGAGGUGCUGCAGGACAAACUGGAUCUGUCCAGUGUCAGCAUACAUGAAUGCAAGAAGCUGCCUUCCCCUGAGAUCCUCAAAGGAAAAGUUUUAGUCAAGGGAAAAAAACUGCCAGCAAACCUUGAUCCUGAUGCAGAGGAAGGUGAUGUGUCUGAUGAAGACACUGGUGAUGAGGAAGAGGAGGAAGAUGAUGAUGAUGACAAUGCACAGAGGAAAAAGAGAAUCAGAGUGAAAAAUAAGGCGGCUUCUGAUGGCGAGUCAGACCACAGCAGCAGCAGGGAGAGGACACAAAUUGUUUACCAUCCCAAGAAAAGGAAAACAAUGAGGUUGUCCCGAGCUCUGUCUGACUUGGUCAAGUACACAAAGUCUGUUCGUGUGCAUGACAUAGAAACACAAGCAUUUACAAACAAUUGGCAGGUAUCAUCCCUCAACGAGACUGUGGUGAACCAGAUCUUACAGCUGAAGCCGGGUGAGUUGGUCCGUUUCAACCAACGGCAACUUCUAAGGGUUUACCCAUCUAACUACAGAGUGGACUCAAGCAACUUCAACCCACAGCCAUACUGGAAUGCAGGGUGUCAUAUGGUUGCAAUGAAUUAUCAAACAGAGGGGCGUAUGCUUGAACUGAACCAAGCCAAGUUCUCAACCAACGGAAACUGUGGAUAUAUUCUGAAGCCUAAGUGCAUGCGUAAAGGUGCCUUUAACCCCAUGUUGGAGGAUCCUUUACCAGGACACAGAAAGACCCAGCUAGUGCUGAAGAUCAUCAGUGGACAGCAGCUUCCCAAACCCAAAGACUCCAUGUUUGGGGACAGAGGAGAGAUUAUUGAUCCCUUUGUUGAAGUUGAGAUAAUUGGUCUACCUGUUGAUUGUUCCAAGCAGCAAACCAGGGUGGUGGAUGAUAACGGUUUUAACCCAAUGUGGGAGGAGACCCUUGUUUUCAACAUUCAAAUGCCACAGAUUGCCCUGGUGUGCUUUCAGGUGUGGGAUCAUGAUCCUAUUGGACGAGAUUUCAUUGGACAGAGGACUGUUGCUUUCAACAGUAUGAUGCCAGGUUAUCGGCAUGUGUACCUGGAGGGAAUGGCGGAGUCAUCCAUCUUUGUACAUGUUGCCAUCAAUGAUAUAACAGGAAAGAUCAAACCUACAAAUGCGGUGCAAGCAGCCAGAAAACACAUCCAAAAAGCAGCCCAGAAGCAUAUGAAGGGUCAUCAAAGACAGCCUUCUCUAGACUUCUCUGUUCUAUCCUCAGAAGAUGGACGUGCUCUGUACUUCCGCAAGGAUCUGGAUGCCAUCUCUCAGGACAGCAGGAAUGGGGAAAUUUAUCCUCUGGUACAAGGGCCCGCAGCCAAAGCUGCCAUCCACAAAGGGGCCAUGAGUGAGCCAGUGAGGCGAGCUCACAGAGUUAAAAUUCAUGAACCACCAGAAACAAGGAGAGGGAUCUUCAGCCGGAUGUCCUCCACUGACUCCCACCACACAGAGGCUGCUCCCUAUGCGAGACCAGAUAGCUUUGACCUUGAGACCUCUCCCCAGGCUUCUUGUCUUGAAGUUCCUUACAGACAAAAUUCAAUUCAAGAAGAGUUGGAGAAUGAGCCUGAUGAAUCACCAGAGUCAAUCCAUGCUGAGCAAGAAACAGUUCAGACAUGUGAACCAGAGCAGCCUGAACAACGUGAGGAAUUAUCAGAAGAAACAAAGCUAGACAAGGACAUUGCUACUGAUCCUGAGGAACCACCAGAAACUCAGAUUCAGACCAAUUCACUUCCUCAUCCUCAGCUUGCGCCACAUCCUCUGCUCCAACCUGACGCCAAAUCCUCUCCACUUAUCCCUCCAUCAUCCCCUGCCAGGGUGAGACGGACCCUAGAGGCUCCAGCUUACCCCCGACCGUCCACACCAAUGCGAACAAAAGCCCGCUCACGCAGUUGCCCUAGAAAACAGACUACUUCUCCUCAGACCCCGAUGAUGAACCACAAGCCUGUUUUCCAUUGGCAGACACAGCAAGCACAAAACUGCAGCAGCUACAGCAACCAGGUGAAGCCCAUACCCAACGGCCUCUGCCUGUCUGACAGCACAUCCAGCGGCAGUGACAUCAGCACUGACAGCUUGGAGUUUGUGCCCUACUGUGCGCCAGCCGGGACAGAGCAAUGUGAGGGCACCCUGCAGAGAGAGAUGAAGGCCCUUUUUGACCAGAGGAUGAGAGAAAUACGCUGCAAAUCUCCGCUUUUUCUGAAUGAUUAG
This is a messenger RNA of Scatophagus argus, 3651 nucleotides long. RefSeq names its product phospholipase C, eta 2b (gene plch2b). Gene Ontology annotation, biological process: phosphatidylinositol-mediated signaling; lipid metabolic process. Gene Ontology annotation, molecular function: phosphatidylinositol-4,5-bisphosphate phospholipase C activity; calcium ion binding. The transcript is spliced from 21 exons. Bases 1 to 3651 code for a protein of 1216 amino acids. Lineage: Eukaryota; Metazoa; Chordata; Actinopteri; Scatophagidae. The record is from RefSeq and is a predicted model, not a curated record.